CGUUAAUACAUAAUUCAUUUAUUUUGUAGGAAUGGCAGUUUUUAUUGUGUAUGCAUUACUAAAAUAGUUUAUAGUAGAAGAGCCUGAAAAAACAUAUAUAUGUAAAUUCCAUACAGUUUCUAAAAAUAAAUAUAUAUACAUACAUUUGAAGAAAUAGAUGAAAGAAUAUAUGAAUUUUCUCCACAAUGUAAAUCAUACAACAAAUUUAAUAUUAAUAUUCCAAAAUAUCUUUUCUUUUUACAAAAAUUACUGUAUAAAAUCCAUGAAUUUAGGUUCCUCCAUAUUAGAUGUGAGUCCAGCUAAAACGAUGUUAGCGGUUCUAAAAUUAAAAUCAACACGAUGUGUAGCGACCGUGCAAUAAUAGCGAUUCGCCGAAGUAAACAUAAAACACACGAUUCAUGCGCGUAUUUAGCUGGAGGACAACUUUAGGAAUGUUAGCGAGUACUUAUUUAGCUCUAUCGUUAUUCGUCAAAAUUUUCGCGGGCAUAAAAAAAGAUUUUUUGAAAUCGUUUCAUGAAAUUGACUUAUUAAUAGCCAUAAUAAUAAUUGUAUAAUAAUUAAUAUUAUAAUUAGUAUUAAUUGAUGCAAGCCUGUAUUAAAGUUGUGUUUGUCUUAAAAUUACACGUACGUCAUUAGUUUGUAGAUAUCUUGGAAUUAAUUUUCUAAGAAUUCCACUGUUUCGGUCCAGUUGUAUUCGAUGGUUCGAUGAUUGACGAGCGAAAUCGAAAGGGUUUCUCACAUAAUCCUUUGUUCUGCUGACGACAUCUGCGACGUGCUCCGACCCCGACAACAGCUGAUACUCCUCUCGCAGAGUUGAUGACUGGCCUUAUGCGCUUGAGUCGAGUUCAUUCUACGAGUGGAUGAGUAGUAGACUCUUAUAGGUUAAAAAUACAUAAAUAGACCACAAGACUGCAGUUCAUCAUGGCUAGUACAAUGGAAAUGGUGUGCAACAUUCUUGGAAUUGAUAGAGUAAAUAUGGACAGUAAAAUAAUCUUGAUCGAAGAGCAACACGGUACCAAUGCAAACUUCUUGGUGAAUGCUAUCUUAUCGCAUGCUGUAAAGCAGAUAAAGGCUGUCUGUCUCGUUCUAUGCCAUAAUACCUUCAGUCAUUAUCACAACAUUGGCAUGAGACUCGGUUAUAAUCUUCUGACUCUGAAAGAAAAAGGCCAGGUGACUGUUGCUGAACCGAUGAAAAUUGUAGCCACCAAUAUUGCUGAUAUGUGUAAGGAUAAGGAUUCUGUGAAUCAAGAGGAAUUGAUAAUUCCAGUUUCUUCUAUGGAGAAUAUAGAUAUUGCGCAUAGAUUGUUUACAUGUGUUAGAAAGAAGUAUGAUGAGGCAGCAAAAUUCAAUGAGUCUGUUGUUUUUAUUUUCGACGAUAUAAAUCAUCUUCUUGACUUUGGCCUCAGUGUACAGGAUGUUAUGUACUUUUUAAGAUACUUAAGGUCAUUUGUAGCAUUGCAUCCUUUGUCAGAGCUUUGUAUUCUUACACACACGUAUCAAGAUGAUUUGCAGACUUCGAAUACAGAUGUAGUUGCUAAAAUCUUAAAAUAUAUGGCGCAUCUAUGUGUCACAACUCAACCAUUUAAGACAGGACAUUCUAUCGAUGCAUCUGGUAAACUAAUCAUUCAUUGGAGAAUUGAUUCCAUUAGAUCAAAAUAUCACUGGGCCGAGAAAACAACACAUUUGUUUAAAUUGUUAGAUUGGCAAGUGAAGAUUGGUGCACCUGGUGUAGCAUUUAUCUUAUCAUAAAUAAUUUAAAUUUA
Nylanderia fulva is the source of this 1763-nucleotide messenger RNA. RefSeq names its product Elongator complex protein 6 (gene Elp6). Lineage: Eukaryota; Metazoa; Arthropoda; Insecta; Hymenoptera; Formicidae. Gene Ontology annotation, cellular component: elongator holoenzyme complex. The record is from RefSeq and is a predicted model, not a curated record. Gene Ontology annotation, biological process: tRNA wobble uridine modification.